CGUCUCUCGCCACAGCCGGCGGAGAGUGGGCGCGGCCGAGGGAGAGGUGGGCGGGGCUUCUCCCCACCCCGGCGCCGGAACCUUCGGCAUCUCCCCGGGGGAGUCGGGCUUGAAGGGCCGCUGAGGAAGAGGGGGGAAGCGGCUCCCUUCUCUUUCCCUCCUUCCUUCCUUCCCUCCCUCCGUCCCUUCCCUUCCCUCUCUCGCCCUCUCACCGUCGCCCUCCGAAGCCGUUUCCGCCAUGGCAGACUCUGGGCUCCCGGCUGCCGGGCGGCCGCUCACCGACGACGAAAUGGCGGAGGUUUUGGAACGAUUGCGCCGCUAUCUGUGUGACAAAAUAAUUGCAGAAAGACACUUUGAUUAUCUACGUUCAAAAAAAAUACUCAGCAGAGAGGACACUGAAGAAAUCUCUUGUCGAUCCUCAAGUAGGAAGAAAGCUGGGAAGCUGCUGGAUUACUUAGCAGAACAUCCCAAAGGACUGGACGCACUAAUAGAAUCUAUUAGAUGGGAAAAAACACAGACCUUCUUGUUAGAAAAGAUAACCGAUGCUGUCUUGAAGGCAAAAAAUGAAAAACUGGAAAGCCUCAAAGGCUUGAACUGUCGCAACUGCAUGGCUUCAGUGUAUGAGCAAUCAAACAAUCUCUCUAGAUCACAGUCGAAUGAAUCUAAUCUCUUUGAGAAACAAAAAGACAGAGAAACCACCUACCUUCAUCCAGAAGAGUUUAAUACAUCUGCUUUUGUAUCCGCUGCUUCUCUUCAUUCAAUGAAUUUGCCAAUUACUGAGGUUGGAAAUACGGAAAACUCUGUUUUCUCAGCCACGCUUCCUGGCCCUGGAGAUUCUGGAGCCCCACCUCUUCCGCCACAAUUGCAAAAUGAACAAGAGGAAAUAUGUACGACUUCGAGUGACAGUCCUUUCCUGCCUUUAAGAUCCCGCUCUCUUCUUCCGUAGCGAUAUUUUUCCUUGAGUACUAUCAUGCUGGAUGCCUUGAAGAGUUUUGGGUGGUGGGGAAAACGUGUCUAACUGUAAAGUCACAAUAGAUCAAGAUAUAGCUUGAUAGCUCACUGCAUCUUAUAGUUUUUUUUAAAAAAAGAAAAAAUCUGAAAUGUUUCCCCCAUUAAUUCAUAUUUUAAAAGUUCAUUUGUAUGCUUUUAAUGAUUUUUUUUGCAGUGUAAAAGCUUUUAAAUGGUAUUUUAUAUUCAAAAACAAUAUAGGCAAAAUGAUGCUCAAUUGAACAUUUUAAGGAGGUUUUUCCUACUGUUGUCUGUAUGCACUGUGCAUAAAAUUCACACUGAGAAAGCAUAAUUUGAUCCUCUUCUGCAUCGUAACAGCAAUGUAAUCUGGUGAUUUUGGGGGGCUUGCUGAUUCCUGAGAACUUCCUAGUUUUCUCACAACUUACAUCAAUUCGUGCUGAUGCCAAGUGUCACGAGGAGGGAAGUUUUGCACUGAGGAAAGUUUUGAGAUGAACGUAGUAGUCAUGGAUGAGGGUGGUGAGUCUUACAUCUCACUGGUGUUGGCAUUAUGUUGGUAAGUUCUGCUUGGUUACUAUUGACAGGAAGUAAAGAAGCCUUGGAACAUA
Messenger RNA from Zootoca vivipara (common lizard), 1574 nucleotides. Lineage: Eukaryota; Metazoa; Chordata; Lepidosauria; Squamata; Lacertidae. The record is from RefSeq and is a predicted model, not a curated record.